CACCUCAAACGAACGAACAAAAUGCGCGCGCUAACCGCCUUAUCGCUCCUCUGCCUUUUCGCGGCCUAUUCCUGCCAGAGCCACGACCUGGUGAUCGGCCAGACCACAUACGGGGACGUAGCCUUAUACAAGAUCAACGAGGUCAAAUAUGGCUUCCCUCUCUUCGUGAGGACCAGCAUUAUUGAAUACCCAGAACCAGGGCUGCAUAACUUCGCCUACAUCAAAGCUAUCCACAUUAAGGACAAUGAUCGCGAUGGCUCGGGGGGCUACCCUACGAUUUCUGCUGGCGGUGUUGGACAGCGGUUCGUGAAGAUCAAGUUGAAAUCCCAGCGAAGCGGCGGGCUGAACUUCACGGUGACCAUCUAUGGACGAUAUUGAUUUGUUUUCCUGUAACUUAUGUGCGCCUGGUGCAUUAUGUAAAUAAUUUAUUUUCUUGUCAGUAUUAAAGUGCCAUUCAAAUCUUGUUAAUUA
Messenger RNA from Leguminivora glycinivorella, 471 nucleotides. Its product is annotated as probable salivary secreted peptide. The record is from RefSeq and is a predicted model, not a curated record. The transcript has a single exon. NCBI's taxonomy places the organism in Eukaryota, Metazoa, Arthropoda, Insecta, Lepidoptera, Tortricidae. The coding region runs from base 22 to 378 and encodes 118 amino acids.